GAGAUUGCUUAUGAUGCUGAGGAUGUCAUUGAAACUUUUGCUCUCAAAAUUGCAUCCAGAAGGAGGGGAGGUAUUUCAAAUUUCAUUAAAAGAUCUGCCUGCAUCUUCAAAGAAGGAUGGAUGCUCCACAAGGUCAAGUCAGACAUUGAAGGAAUCAUAAGCAGAAUCUCUUACUUGAGUCAACGGUUACAGGUCUAUGGCAUAAAACAACUAACAGAUGGAGCAAGCUCAAGUGCUUCAUCCAGGAGGCAACAGUUAAGGCAGUCUUAUCCUCGUAUGGUGGAAACCAAUGUUGUUGGGUUGGAUAAUGACAUAAAAAAAUUGGUCUCGGUUCUUGUAGACAACGAAAGUUACAGAGUUGUUUCCAUAUGUGGCAUGGGUGGUCUGGGAAAGACUACUCUGGCUAAGAAGGUUUACCAUCAUCCUCAAGUAAGAGAUCAUUUCAAGUACUUUGUUUGGGCGUACAUUUCUCAGCAAUGCGAGGAAAGAACCGUGUGGGAAGGAAUUUUAUCCAGCCUAAAUCCUAAAUAUGAGAAGGGUGGGAUAUUGCCCAAAUUGGGCGAUCAAGAUCUGGCUAAAAACUUGUAUGAAUUCCUGAAAGAAAACAAAUGCCUAGUGGUACUCGAUGACAUUUGGAAAGCUGAAGAUUGGGAUGCUAUUAAGCCUGCCUUCCCAAUGGAGGAGGAGACAGGUAGCAAAAUACUGCUCACCUCUCGUAACAAGGAUGUAGCUUGGCACGCGGAUCCAAGAGGUUUCCUGCACGAACUACAGCUCUUAACAGAUGAAGACGGUUGGAAAUUGUUCCAACAUAUAUGUGAUUCUGCAGACUAUGUAAUUGAGGAAAAAAUGGAAGAGUUGGGGAAGGACAUGGUUAAACAGUGUGCUGGGUUGCCAUUAGCCAUUGUUGUUCUAGGAGGAGUUUUGGUUACAAAGCAUUCAUUAAAUGAUUGGCAAAUAGUGCAGGAAAAUUUGAAGUCAUACUUAAGGAAAGAUAGAAGUAAAAAAAAACGGAAAGAUGGAGGUUGGGGAAUCCAUGAAGCAAUAGCUUUAAGUUAUGGCAAUUUGCCACCCUAUUUAAAACCAUGCUUCUUGUAUUUGAGUGUUUUCCCGGAAGAUUACGAGAUUUCUGUUGGUAAAUUGGUCAAAUUAUGGGUGGCAGAAGAUAUUGUGCCAUUAGAAGAAAGUGAAGAAGAUGGAGAAGAAAUGAUGGAAGAUGUGGCAGAAGGUUACUUAAAUGAGCUUGUAGAAAGAUACAUGGUGCUAGUGGGAAAACGAGAUGCAAACUCAAAGAUCAAAACAUGCCGGAUGCAUGAUCUUAUCAGAGAUUUCUGCUUGUUGAAAGCAAAACAAGAAAAUUUCAUUUGCGUUCUUGAUUGUCUUCAAAUGGAGCAAGCUGAUGUCAGCAGCUUGUCCCCUCCAAUUGGUAAAUUUCGCAGGAUUGGCAUUAAUGAUUUGAAUCUGAUAAAUGGGAUUACAAACCCACAUCUCCGAUCUGCAUUGUUCUUUGAUCAAAACUUUUUGGGAGAGUUUAAGGAAAGGUCUUAUGUCAUCAAAUGGCUGGUGAAAAUAGAAGAUAGCAUAAAUAGUACUAUUGUUAAGGGUACUUUGUUGGCAUUUUUAAUCCCUUUUUUAGUAUGUGAGUUAAGGCAUAAAACUCGAGGGUUAACGAGACACAUUUGCAACAAUUUCAAAUUGCUCAGAAUCCUAGAUUUUGCAGAUGCAGAUAUUCCACUUGUCUGCAUAUUAUUAAGUGAUAUAGGUAGUCUCAUCCAUUUGAGAUUUUUGAGUCUUGGGAACUGUGCUUUUGUGGCAAUGUUGCCUUCAUUUAUAAGCAAAUUAAGGUGCUUGCAAAGCUUGGAUCUAAGAGAUUGUAUUGGGGUUUAUGUACCUAAUGUUUUAUGGAAAUUGGAGCGGUUGAGACAUUUAUAUCUCCCUGAUCAGGUUUGUGCGAGAACCAAAUUGAAAUUGGAUACUUUGAAAAAUCUGCAAACGCUUGUGAAUUUCAACACCAAAAAUUGUUAUCUUAAAAAUAUUUGUUACAUGAAAUAUCUUAGAGAGUUGAUGAUAACUGUUCCUUUUAUUGUUGAAAACUUUAGAGAAGACUUGAAUUUGAAUCCACCGAUCAUCACAAGCAAGCAUCUUCGAUCCUUAUCCAUUUCAAAAAAUAAAAGUACAGAUCCAAGGCAUUUGACAUACCUGCUCUCUAGCUGCCUUAAUAUCCGUGAGUUGCAUUUAUCUGUCGAGAUAAGGAAGUUACCUCAGAACAUCCCUUCAAAUAUUGCUCACAUUUCCUUGGAUUGGGCUAGACUCAGUGAAGAUCCAUUGCCAACACUAGAAAAGCUACCUAAUCUAAGGAUUCUUGAAUUAGGACGAGAUGCGUUCCUCGGAGAGGUGAUGAUUUGUUCCGCCCAAGGUUUUCCUAUGCUCAACUCUUUGAGUAUUUUUUUGCAAGCAAAUUUAGAGGAGUUGAGGGUGAGUGAGGGAGCUAUGCCGAAUCUACACCAUCUGAUGAUUGCAAAUUGUAGAAACUUGAAGAUGCUGCCAAACGAGUUGAGGUUCAUCACAACCCUCAAAGAAUUGAAGAUCGAAAAGAUGCCAAAAACAUUCAAAGAUAAACUGGUUGAAGGAGGAGAAGAUUCAUACAAAGUCCAACAUGUGCCUUCUAUCAUAUUUCAAAAUUGUGAUUAUUGAAUUAUGAUCAUCAGGUGAAGUUGUGAAAAGGAAGCAACAAGAAUGUUUCUCUUGAAAGAUAUCCCCAAUUUGCAGAAGCUCUUUUUAGCUGUGUGGAGACUGGAGUGGAUUGGUGAGAUGAAGCCUAAGACUCUACUUGUAUUGAUAUGUUAUGUUGUAGAAGUAUUGAAUCUUUGUUUAUGACUUGUGUUGAUUUGUUAUAUAUGUUGUAGACGUAUUGGAUCUUUUUUUUCGACUUGUAUUGGUAUGUUAUGUUGUAGAAGUAUGGACUCUUUGUUUAUGACUUGUAUUGAUUUGUUAUGUUGUGGAGUGCGGACUCUUUGUUUUAUGGUUUGGCAAAUAAGAGAAAAAAAUCCAUCCAUGCCUGUGGUCUA
Molecule: messenger RNA, 3065 nt
Organism: Theobroma cacao (cacao)
Lineage: Eukaryota; Viridiplantae; Streptophyta; Magnoliopsida; Malvales; Malvaceae
Product: putative disease resistance protein At1g50180
Biological process (GO): defense response to other organism
Molecular function (GO): ADP binding; ATP hydrolysis activity
Source: RefSeq, a predicted model, not a curated record